This is a messenger RNA of Boleophthalmus pectinirostris (great blue-spotted mudskipper), 2053 nucleotides long. It is a transcript of the gene mkks, whose product is annotated as MKKS centrosomal shuttling protein. NCBI's taxonomy places the organism in Eukaryota, Metazoa, Chordata, Actinopteri, Gobiiformes, Gobiidae. Gene Ontology annotation, biological process: chaperone-mediated protein complex assembly; intracellular transport; developmental process. The coding region runs from base 110 to 1786 and encodes 558 amino acids. Gene Ontology annotation, molecular function: ATP binding. The transcript is spliced from 4 exons. The record is from RefSeq and is a predicted model, not a curated record. Gene Ontology annotation, cellular component: kinociliary basal body; cytoplasm; nucleus.
AAUUAUAUGUUCAAUUAUUUCGAUUUUUGAGGGUUAAACAAGAUGAACACUAUUUUAUAACCAAAUUGAGUUUCGGCACACCUAGUGCUUUAUUCAUCUGUUUUGUGGAAUGUCUCGACUUGAAAAGAAGCAGCCUGCUCGUUGUACGGAUUUGCCACUGAACAAUGCUGAUAUUUGCAGCAAACUUAACAUUUUGAGGCAACUUCUAAAGUCUUGUUAUGGACCUACAGGCAGACUAAAACAAAUUCAUAACAACAUCGGGGGGCAGGUUGUCACUACCUCGACGUCGUCUGUCCUUUUACCAGCUUUGUCCUCAUCAGAGCCCUUUAUAAAUCUAAUAAGGACUUCUAUAAUCAACCACACAUCUCGGUUUAGUGACUGUGGUCUAUUUGCAGGUAUUUUGUGUCUGUCUCUUAUAGAAGAAGCACAAAUUUCCUCUCUCAGAAGAGCUGUUUGUCAAAAAGUAAACAAGUAUUUACUUGGUCUGUGCACAAGUUACCUCCAACAAGAAGACUGUGCCUGUAAAGUCAAAGUGGAUUUCACCAGCAGCCAGUGCCUCAUCAGAUUAGCUCAUGGUGUCAUCUCCAGCAAACCAGCUUGUGUUUUAAGAGAAUCAGAAAUUCUUCAUAUCAGCAGAUUGACUGUACACGGAUUUGUACUCACUGUCCCCUGUGACAGCCCAGGUGUAGUCAAACUUGGAAGAAUAAUAACGCUCCCAGUGGAAGGCUUACCAGUGACGGACUCAACCAUUUUUCCUGGGUUAUUGCUAGAGAUGCCUGACCCCAUGGGGCUUCCUAAUUGUGAACUACUGCGUACUAUUAUAUUUACUGUAUCUCUUGCCGGGGACCUUUCUGAGCUUGGAGAAGGGACCGUUGAGGUGCACAAAGGAGCAGACAUGGAGGCACAAAUCCUGGACCAGCUACUGAAGACUGGAGAGCAAGUUCUUAAAGAAGAGGUGAAAUUGUUUAUGUGCCAAAAGGUCAUCCACCCAGUACUACAGCAAUAUCUGAGGGACCAUGGCGUCACAGUGAUAGAGAGACUCGGAGUUAAUUUACUGGAGCCAGUUAUUCAGCUAACAGGUGCACAACCAGUUUCUACACUACAUACCAUCCCACCCAGUGCUUAUGGAAAAGUGAAAGAAAUCACUGUGAGACAGUUUGGAUCCAAGACGAUGCUGCAUUUGGUUCCCACUGAGGAGGGUGCUAUCUGCACUCUCAUCCUCUGUCACAGAAAUGAGACCAUGCUAAAUGAGUUAAAGGUUGCAUGUGAGAAGGCAGAACAUGUGUUAAGGUUGACACUAAGAGAUCCGUUUGCCCUUUAUGGAGCAGGCUGCUUUGAAACACACCUUGCUGCUUAUAUCAGACACAAGAGUAAAACUAUUGAUUUGGAUACUGCUUCAAUAUUUGGAUGUACAAAGACAGAGUAUGUGCUUGCUGCAGAGGGUUUUUGCCGCUCUUUGGAGUCAGUCACAACAGCGCUGGAUCACAAUGGUGGGAGUUGUUUAAUUGAUCUGACUCAUGCUCACCACUGGACACUUCCCACUGACACGACAACAGAUGAAAUGGAUGUAACUUUGAGUCUGUGUAGGUGUGGGGGGGUGCAAUAUUGUAAAGAUUAUAAAUGGAGCUUUUUAAACAGCAAAUACAUAGAGUUCUCACCUGCAGCUGCGAGUAGAGAGGCUGAUGUCUUGGACUCCUUUACAGCCAAAGUUAAUGGGCUCCAGGUUGCUGUAGAAACUGCUAAUCUUGCUCUAGACGUGCAAUAUAUAAUACAGGAUACAAACUAGAAAAAGGGAAAUCUUGAAAAUGACUGAGUUCAUCAGCAUACAUUAAUACAAAUUAAGUAUCCUGCUACUCCCACAAUUACAGGCCAUAGUUAUCUAAUAUUACCAGAAGAUGGUGCUUAAAGGUCAUACUAAAAUAUUAUUAGUACAAACAAAAGAGAUACAAUAGAUUUUUUAUUUUUAUUUUAUUUUAUUUUUUUAUUGAACUGCUUGUUGAACACCCUUAGUAUUGUAAGAUACAUUCUAACAAAACAUUAUUUAUUGUGUCUC